Symphalangus syndactylus (siamang) is the source of this 3903-nucleotide messenger RNA. It is a transcript of the gene CCT4, whose product is annotated as chaperonin containing TCP1 subunit 4. Gene Ontology annotation, biological process: protein folding. NCBI's taxonomy places the organism in Eukaryota, Metazoa, Chordata, Mammalia, Primates, Hylobatidae. Gene Ontology annotation, molecular function: ATP binding; ATP-dependent protein folding chaperone; ATP hydrolysis activity. The record is from RefSeq and is a predicted model, not a curated record.
AAGAGUGAAACUCCGUCUCAAAAACAAAAACAAACAAACACCACCACCACCACCUCAUGAUUACAAGAUUAAGUACCUUUGAGCAUUUGUUUCUGCACUUACCACACGUAUCUGUCACUUUGCAGGUGCUUAAUAAUUGUGAGCGAACAUUCAACGAACCUCAUUUCAUAAACUUCCCUACUGAAAUAUAGUGGUCAUAGGAGACCAGCAGUUUAGCUCAUGCCUUCUGGUCCUUGCUUUGUAUUGGAAUACUGCUUCUAUCUACUGACUGGUUUACCCUGGGCUUCAGUUCCUUCUUUGGGCUCCAGUUCCCUAACCUUUUAAGUAAAGGAUUAUUGUGAGGACUAAACGAGAUAUAAAACGUGUAAAGGUUUAGCACUGUGCUUAGCAGAUAACGGAAAUAAAUGAUCUUUAUUAUAAUGUUUACGCUCCCUAAGAGUCAGUGGCUACGUCAUGCAGGAGACACUAGUGAACAAGCGGGUGGUGGUAACUAGACAGACCUGAUUUGGCAGUCUGUCAAACCUCUACCACCCAGUAUCAACCAAUACGAGAUAACUAACCUCGACACUUAAAGAAAAACCUCCACUCAUUCCAAAUCUCCCUUUUCUGACUCCCUUUCAAAAUGAACAAAACUGCAUAAAAUGCAGGUCUAUGUGUACGGGCAAAAACAGACUCAGUCACAUCCCUUAGGGAGUUAUUCCGGCGCCCACCCCACCGCGCAGAUAGAUCCAGCCGAAGUUAAAAGAGGGGACGUCCGGCUGGGCGCGGUGGCUCACGCCUGUAAUCCCAGUACUUUGGCAGGCUGAGGAGGAUGGACCGCUUUGAGCCCAGGAGGUCAGACCAGCCUGGGCAACAUAGCGAAACCCUGUCUCUACAACAAAUACAAAAAUUCGCUGGGCAUGGUGGCGGGCACCUGUCGUCCUGGCUACUUGGGAGGCUGUGGCGGGAGGAUCGCUUGAGCCCCAGAGGUCGAGGCUGCAGUGAGCCGAGAUCGCCCCACUGCACUCCCGCUUGGGAGACAGAGCGAGACUCGGUCAAAAAAAAAAAAAGGCCGGGCUUCGUGGCUCACGCCUGUAAUCCCAGCACUUUGGGAGGCCGAGGCGGGUGGAUCACCUGAGGUCAGGAGUUCGAGACCGGCCUGGCCAACAUGGUGAAACCCCGUCUCUACUAAAAAUACAAAAAUUAGCUGGGCAUGGUGGCGGACGCCUGUAAUCCCAGCUACUCAGGAGGCUGAGGAGGAGACUCACUUGAACCUGGGAGGCGGAGGCUGCAGUGAGCCGAGAUUUUGCGCCACUGCACUCCAUCUUGGGCAACAGAGUGAGACUGUAUCCAAAAGAAAAAAAAGGAGGGGACCUCACAGCCGUGCAAGGUGGAGUGAGGAAAUGCGGAUGUCAUCACCACUCGCCUUUAAAAUCGCGCGUUGUCAUUGCUGCCUCGCGUAAAGGCUUCCCCGGCGCUCUUCACCAACAGCGCCCCGGGCGUACAAUCUCGCCAGCCCGGAGCUCCCCGCACGGAUCCACCUCACCCGGCGCGCAGCGGACAGCCUCCUACGUCACGCCAGCGCCGCGCGGCAAGAAAGGCCCCCUUCUCCGCCUCCUCCCGACGCUGGCGCCGCUUUCUGGAAGGUUCGUGAAGGCCGUCAGGGCUUACCGUUAUUACUCUGCGGCCGGCCAGAAUCCGGGUCCAUCCGUCCUUUCCGAGCCAACUCAGACACAGCCGAGUUUGCCAUGCCCGAGAAUGUGGCACCCCGGAGCGGGGCGACUGCCGGGGCUGCCGGCGGCCGCGGGAAAGGCGCCUAUCAGGACCGCGACAAGCCAGCCCAGAUCCGCUUCAGCAACAUUUCCGCCGCCAAAGCGGUUGCUGAUGCUAUUAGAACAAGCCUUGGACCAAAAGGAAUGGAUAAAAUGAUUCAAGAUGGAAAAGGUGAUGUAACCAUUACAAAUGAUGGUGCUACCAUUCUGAAACAAAUGCAAGUAUUACAUCCAGCAGCCAGAAUGCUGGUGGAGCUGUCUAAGGCUCAAGAUAUAGAAGCAGGAGAUGGCACCACAUCAGUAGUCAUCAUUGCUGGCUCACUCUUAGAUUCUUGUACCAAGCUUCUUCAGAAAGGGAUUCAUCCAACCAUCAUUUCUGAGUCAUUCCAGAAGGCCCUGGAAAAGGGCAUUGAAAUCUUGACUGACAUGUCUCGACCUGUGGAACUGAGUGACAGAGAAACUUUGUUAAAUAGUGCAACCACUUCACUGAACUCAAAGGUUGUUUCUCAGUAUUCAAGUCUGCUUUCUCCAAUGAGUGUAAAUGCCGUGAUGAAAGUGAUUGACCCAGCCACAGCCACCAGUGUAGAUCUUAGAGAUAUUAAAAUAGUUAAGAAGCUUGGUGGGACAAUUGAUGACUGUGAGUUGGUGGAAGGGCUGGUUCUCACCCAAAAAGUAUCAAAUUCUGGCAUAACCAGAGUUGAAAAGGCCAAGAUUGGGCUUAUUCAGUUUUGCUUAUCUGCUCCCAAAACAGAUAUGGAUAAUCAAAUAGUGGUUUCUGACUAUGCCCAGAUGGACCGAGUCCUGCGAGAAGAGAGAGCCUAUAUUUUAAAUUUAGUGAAGCAAAUUAAAAAAACAGGAUGUAAUGUCCUUCUCAUACAGAAGUCUAUUCUAAGAGAUGCUCUUAGUGAUCUUGCAUUACACUUUCUGAACAAAAUGAAGAUCAUGGUGAUUAAGGAUAUUGAAAGAGAAGACAUUGAAUUUAUUUGUAAGACAAUUGGAACCAAGCCAGUUGCUCAUAUUGACCAAUUUACUGCUGACAUGCUGGGUUCUGCCGAGUUAGCUGAGGAGGUCAAUUUAAAUGGUUCUGGCAAACUGCUCAAGAUUACAGGCUGUGCCAGCCCUGGAAAAACAGUUACAAUUGUUGUUCGUGGUUCUAACAAACUGGUGAUUGAAGAAGCUGAGCGCUCCAUUCAUGAUGCCCUAUGUGUUAUUCGUUGUUUAGUGAAGAAGAGGGCUCUUAUUGCAGGAGGUGGUGCUCCAGAAAUAGAGUUGGCCCUACGAUUAACUGAAUAUUCACGAACACUGAGUGGUAUGGAAUCCUACUGCGUUCGUGCUUUUGCAGAUGCUAUGGAGGUCAUUCCAUCUACACUAGCUGAAAAUGCUGGCCUGAAUCCCAUUUCUACAGUAACAGAACUAAGAAACCGGCAUGCCCAGGGAGAAAAAACUGCAGGCAUUAAUGUCCGAAAGGGUGGUAUUUCCAACAUUUUGGAGGAACUGGUUGUCCAGCCUCUGUUGGUAUCAGUCAGUGCUCUGACUCUUGCAACUGAAACUGUUCGGAGCAUUCUGAAAAUCGAUGAUGUGGUAAACACUCGAUAAUCUGGAUAACUGACUAGCACCAUUAUGAUCACGAGUAUUGCAGCUGGAGUGGAACAAGAUCACCUUGGUGUCCCUUGUUUGGAAGAUUAUUUCCUCAGAAUUUCUGGGCUUGGUCUUCCAGUUGGCAUUUGCCUGAAGUUGUAUUAAAACAAUUUAAUGAAAACAUUAAAUAUUUGGUUUCAAAAGGCAGAUCAAUUUAUCUUCCAACAUUCUGUUAUUUCUGAUACUUUUGAAAAACUAAUAAAAGAAGCAUAAAAAGUGAGUUUACAUGUUGAGGAAAAAGAUGGCCCAAUAUGCUCAUCACUGAUAAAUGCUCAUUGGCAUUAAAAACUACCAACAUGUAAUAUAUAUGCUGUCUUAAAAGUUAACGAUACAAGUGGCACCUCUCUGAACCUACUCUGGCUUGGGAGGCUGCCCAAUUAAAACAAAAAUAAGUUAAUGAUACAGAAAGAGAAUGAAAAAUGAAAGCCUCCUUUUAUCCUAUCAUCCUAAUUCCUUUUCCCAGUAAUAAUGACUGCUGUGUUGGAUUCCUUCUGCAAAUAAAGGUGUAUACAUA